CGGUCCUCCCGACAACCCGACACAGGGCACGGGGCUCCAUCUGCUGGGCUCCCGUCCGCUGCCCAAGCUUCCUGGGAGUUCCCCGAGACUGUCCUUGCUCAUCCAGCAUCCCUGCUAUCCCGGGUCCCCUCAGCUACAGGCUCCUGCUUCCUGUUGUCGGCAGCCAUGAGGUCUCGGCUUCUGCUUUCUGUGGCCCGUCUGCCCACGAUCCGGGAGAGCUGGGAGGAGGUGCUGCCUGGGGGGCCCAGGCAGGAAUCCCCGGCUUCCCCCAGCCUGGAGGACUACAGGAGGUCCAUUCAUCAGCUGGCACAGCCCACCUCAGUGCUGAACGAGGCUGCAGCCAGGACCCGGCCCAGCAAACCCCACUGGCACGCCCGGGCCUGCGAGAAGAGCUGCCCCACCGGGUCCCUACAGGACAUCACCACUCGCUUCAGUGGCCAGCAGCCCCCGCUGCCUGGGGCCAGCACUGCUGACCCCCUGGACUGGCUCUUUGGGCAGUCCCAGGAAAAGCAGCCAAGAUUCAGGGACCUGCCUAGGAGGACUGGUCCCUCUUUUGAUCCCUGGGGUCCUCACAGACAGAUGGAGAGCCGCGAGGCCCCAGGGGGCCCCAGAGGGAAGCUCUAUGAUGCUAAGGCACCAGGGCACUGUCCAGUGAGACCCUUAAGGGCCUGGCACCAGGGCUCCCGGGCUUCCCGGCAACCCAUCCUGGCUGCAACCUCCUUGCCAAGCUCCCACCCCAGCAGAGUUUUCAGAACUCUCUAUUUACACCUCCCAGUGAUCAAUGAACUCUGACCCCUUCCCAAUAAAGACUUCUGUACAGAGA
Miniopterus natalensis is the source of this 823-nucleotide messenger RNA. RefSeq names its product DEPP autophagy regulator 1 (gene DEPP1). Gene Ontology annotation, biological process: regulation of autophagy. The record is from RefSeq and is a predicted model, not a curated record. Gene Ontology annotation, cellular component: mitochondrion. Lineage: Eukaryota; Metazoa; Chordata; Mammalia; Chiroptera; Miniopteridae.